Messenger RNA from Odocoileus virginianus texanus, 4029 nucleotides. It is a transcript of the gene B3GNT5, whose product is annotated as UDP-GlcNAc:betaGal beta-1,3-N-acetylglucosaminyltransferase 5. NCBI's taxonomy places the organism in Eukaryota, Metazoa, Chordata, Mammalia, Artiodactyla, Cervidae. Gene Ontology annotation, cellular component: Golgi membrane. The record is from RefSeq and is a predicted model, not a curated record.
CCGGCUCCAGCCCGCUACCCGCUGGGGUAGCGAGCCCAGCCGAGAGCCAACUCCCCAGCCCCUGCCUAAGAUUUAAAGCGAGUAAGUUUUGUUCCAGAGACCAAUGACUUUAGUUCCCAUGCCGGAGGAGUGCCGACCUGCGAUUUGGGAGUUUAAGGAGUUGGUCUUGGUUGCACUUAACUUUCACAAAAAGGACUACACAGAAUAGCUGCAUAAGGCCAAUCCUUGAACUUAAUGAAGGAUGUCAGAGUGGGAGCAUUCUGAUGUGCCGGCGUCAUUCUGCGGUGUGUUCCGUUCUUUUGCGGUCUCCGAAAAAAAUGGUAUUAAAAGAAAAUAUUUUAUGAAAUAAGGAGCUCCUUUUACAUUUUUAAUGACCAACAUGGACAUCUGUUCUACAGAAUACACAGUCCUAUGGUUUUGAAGAAGCAAGCACUCAUUUAAAACUGACCCUAAAUAAAAACAGACCUGGAUGGAUGUCAGAAUGUUUGUUAGUGGCAGGAGAGUAAAAAAAUGGCAGUUUAUUCAGUUAUUUGCCACUUGUUUUGUACUAAGCCUGAUGUUCUUCUGGAUACCAAUUGAUAAUCACAUCGUGAGCCAUAUGAAGUCCUACUCUUACAGAUACCUCAUAAAUAGCUACAAUUUUGUGAAUGACAGCCUAUCUCUUAAGCGCAGCGAGGAGGGGGUUCCUCGUUACCAGUACUUGAUUAACCAUGAGGAUAAGUGUCAAGCGCAAGAUGUCCUGCUCUUACUGUUUGUAAAGACUGCUCCUGAAAAUUACAAUCGCCGUUCUGCUAUUAGGAAUACAUGGGGCAAUGAGAAGUAUGUUUGCUCUCAACUUAAUGCCAACAUCAAAACUCUGUUUGUCUUAGGAACACCUUCUGACCCACUGACAAGAGAAAGACUUCAGAGAAGACUGGUUUGGGAAGAUCAGAUGUACAAUGAUAUAAUUCAGCAAGACUUUGCUGAUUCUUUCUAUAAUCUUACUCUUAAAUUUCUUCUCCAGUUUAGUUGGGCAAAUCGCUUUUGUCCACAUGCCAAAUUCCUCAUGACUGCUGAUGAUGACAUAUUUAUUCAUAUGCCAAAUCUUAUUGAAUACCUUCAAAGUUUAGAACAAAUUGGUGUUCAAGACUUUUGGAUUGGUCGUGUUCACCGUGGUGCCCCUCCCAUUAGAGACAAACGCAGCAAAUACUAUGUUUCUUAUGAAAUGUACCAGUGGCCGGCUUACCCUGACUAUACCGCUGGAGCCGCCUACGUGAUCUCUGGUGAUGUGGCUGCCAAAGUCUAUGAGGCAUCACAGACACUUAACUCUAGCCUCUACAUAGACGAUGUGUUCAUGGGCCUCUGUGCCAAUAAAAUAGGGAUAGUACCACAAUACCAUGUGUUUUUUUCCGGGGAAGGUAAAACUCCUUAUCAUCCUUGCAUCUAUGAAAAAAUGAUGACAUCUCAUGGGCAUGUAGAAGACCUUCAGGACCUCUGGAGGGAUGCCACAGACCCAAAAGUAAAAACAAUUUCAAAAGGUUUCUUUGGUCAGAUGUACUGCAGAAUAAUUAAGAUAGUCCUCCUUUGCAAACUGACCUAUGUGGAUACAUAUCCCUGUAGGGCUGCCUUUGCCUAAUAGUACUUGAAUGUUGUAUGUUAUCACUGUCACUGAGCCAAACCUGGAUAAAAAAAACUUUUAAAUGUUUAUCUAUACCGUAAGUGAAAUGAAUAUGAAGAACAAAGGAAUAUUUUGAAAGCGCAGUCUAUCAGAAUGUUUCUUUGAUUCUAGAAGCCCUUCAAUAUAACUUACCUACUUCAUUGCCUAAAUUCAUUUCAAGGAAUUUAGAUUUAGACAAGGUUCAUAUGAAAACAAAACUAAAGGGAAUUUCAAGUUCUCAGUACCAUGAGUAUAUCAGAGGAGUAGAAAAGUUAAGGUGCCUAGGUGUUAGGAUAACUGCUUUUGGAAAAUACCAAGUAAAUGUAUAGCACAACAUUUCAAAGAAAUGGAUAUGUUGUUGGACCAGGUACUUAUUAAAGAGCACUUGAUGGAGUUGGUAGGGGCAAGGGAGGACUGGCAUGGAAGAAAGUACAUGAACCUGGUCAAAGAAAGUUUCCUCUUCUUCAGAGGAGACUUAGGAGAAGAUACGCAAUUUCUUUAUAAUCCACCAAAUCAUUUACUGUCACAUUCAUGUAGCUGUUUUACCCGGACAGUAUUGGAGUCCUUUUAAAUAUAUUUAUAUAUUUUUUCAAAGUUUAAUGUGAAAUUUGAGAAGUCAUUAGCUCUGCCCUAACUAGUACUUUAUUAUGUUUUUUUUAUUAUUAUUAGACAAUGACACAAAACAUGGACAGCGUCUUACUCAGAGGGUCCUUUGCUAGAGAUAAAUCAUUGUAAAUUCAAAUAAGUUGAUUUUAUCAAUAAUUUAGUGAAAUUUCAACUUGUUUUAAAAUAUUCGGUAUCAGUCUGUUUUUAAGGCAGCUAUUUGAAUGUAGUUUACAUAAAGGAAUAUAAUAAUGGAGAAGAAUUCAAAAAGAUAGAACAUUAUGAGACUCUUUUCUCCAUAAUUUAUAAAAGUUUUAAUGUCUAAAUUGUAUUAAUUACUAAAAUCAGCCCACCCGUCUCCAACAGGGUCUCAUAAACCAGUUGGUUUUGAGUUUAGCUUUUAAAACUGAGAGUAUUAAACAUCAAAAGUGUAGUAGCUAAAAAAAUCUAUUCUUUCAUCAAAAUGACUAUCAGAGGUGAUAUUCAGCUUCUAAAUAUUUCAGAAUGAAAGUGAUAGGAAAGUUACCUGAAUGAAGUUUAAAACAUUUGUAAAGCUGUAUGUUCCUUGUAAUAAAAGAGAUGUGGCUGAGAUCCAAUAGUGGGAGUUAGAUUUAUUUUACAUGGCAGGAUGAAAAUGUGGCUAUGAUACAACCUCCCCUCACUACAGAAAGAACUAUUUGAGGUCUGUUGUUAGGGGGAUUAUAUGAAAGGCAAAAUAGUGACUUCAGCAAAAGCAGUGAAACUGAUUAUAAACCCUUUGUCUGCGGAGGUGCGUGUUAGGGAAAACUAAGAUGUAUCACUUGAAAUGAUGACAUCUGAAACACAAAAAAAAACUAAAAAAGAAUUCUCAGUAUACAUAACUGGAUGAUGAUGAUAUAUAUACAAAUAUAUAUAUAAUUUGUUGCAGGUAGCUUUUCAUUGUUUACAGAAACUUUUUGUUAAUUUUUUCUAAUUUGAAAAUCGAAGCUUGUUUACAUUGAUUGUUCAGAUAAUUUAGCAUUUUUGACUCAUGUCAAAACUACGGUGUCAAACAUUCUAGUUUGUAGUUACUUUCAGAGUAGGUUCAGGGUUUUUAGAUCAUUACAAUUUAAAUUUUCUGACCAAUUUUAAAAACUGUAGAGAACAAAAGCGCAUUUUGACAAAGCAGGUUUGUAAUUAAUUUUUAUUAGUCAAUCCUUUAAUACCAUUUGCCCUUUGGUCAUAUAUAUGCCCUGUGUAUCUAUACUUGUAACUGUUUAAAUUUGCUAUUGGUUGAGAACAUCAGUGUCUCUGCCCAUCAAAAUGAUCUUGUUUACAUCAGUACUUUUGUGAAAGUUAUUUAUUUGUGAAAGAGCUUCCUUCAAUUGUGUUCAUCUUUUAUUUUUCCUUAACAUAGAAUGAAACAUUUAAAUUUAGAGGAGAUAUGAAGGCACUUCCUUUUUUUAAUAAGGAAAUUGCUAGAUACUUCCUUCAUCAGACUUAAAGUACUGAGAAGAAUAAUUGUAAAUAAAGGAUUCCAACCUUUUAAAAAGGAAGGAAAAAAACUUUUUGGUGCUCCAGUGCAAGGCUAUCUUUUAAAAGUCAUCAAUAAAGGGAAAAUAAACUUUCAGCCUGGAUGGUCAAUUGAUGGUUAUAUACAGUAUUAUUGCUAAAAACUUUUUACCUCCUGGUUUACUUGCAUCUAUUUUCCUUAUUAUUAAUUUUAUACCAAAAUGUUAUUUAUAUUAUUUGAAUUUUGCUCUUAUAUGGCAAAAUAAUUAGAGGGUUUUUAAAAAUAAAUCUGUGAUUUCCAAUAAACAACUUGAAAAUUG